This is a messenger RNA of Trichosurus vulpecula (common brushtail), 1574 nucleotides long. It is a transcript of the gene MED19, whose product is annotated as mediator complex subunit 19. Gene Ontology annotation, molecular function: transcription coregulator activity; transcription factor binding. NCBI's taxonomy places the organism in Eukaryota, Metazoa, Chordata, Mammalia, Diprotodontia, Phalangeridae. The record is from RefSeq and is a predicted model, not a curated record. The coding region runs from base 62 to 799 and encodes 245 amino acids. The transcript has 5 exons. Gene Ontology annotation, biological process: positive regulation of transcription by RNA polymerase II. Gene Ontology annotation, cellular component: mediator complex.
CCGAGUGGGCGGAGGCAGCAGCGGCAGCAGUAGCGGCGGCGGCGGCAGAGAGGUCGACGCAAUGGAGAACUUCACAGCGCUUUUCGGUGCCCAGACUGAGCCGCCGCCGCCGCCACCAGCCGCGCUGGGCUUUGGGCCGGGGAAGCCGCCCCCUCCGCCGCCUCCUCCUCCGGGUGGGGGCCCCGGAACGGUUCCGCCGCCCGCCGCGGCCCCAGCUCCCCCUGGUGCUGACAAGGCCGCAGCUGGGUGCGGGCCCUUUUACCUGAUGCGGGAGCUCCCAGGCAGCACAGAACUGACAGGUAGCACCAAUCUGAUCACACACUACAACUUGGAACAUGCCUACAAUAAAUUCUGUGGGAAGAAGGUGAAGGAGAAGCUGAGUAACUUCCUGCCCGACUUGCCAGGGAUGAUCGACCUGCCUGGCUCCCACGACAACAGCGGCCUCCGUUCUCUCAUCGAGAAGCCCCCCAUCCUUGGGGGCUCUUUCAACCCUAUCACGGGCACCAUGCUGGCGGGCUUCCGCCUGCACGCCGGCCCGCUGCCGGAGCAGUGUCGACUGAUGCACAUCCAGCCCCCCAAGAAGAAGAAUAAGCACAAGCAUAAACAGAGUCGUACCCAGGACCCUGUCCCCCCAGAAACUCCAUCCGAUUCGGAUCACAAGAAAAAGAAAAAGAAAAAGGAAGAAGAUCCUGAGCGGAAAAGGAAGAAGAAAGAAAAGAAGAAGAAGAAGAACCGACACAGUCCAGAGCACCCCGGUAUGGGCAGCUCGCAAGCCAGCAGCAGCAGUAGCCUCCGUUAACAAGACCAGUGGACGACAGACAGGCCAGGGGAGCUCUUUUCUCCUACACUGAACUUGCCAACAGAAGCAGCCUUGGAGGCUAGAGGACAUACUGCCCUUGGAGCAUUCCCCCGUGACUGGGGGAGAAUGCAGGCCAGGACAGCUCUGGCUGGGGGCGAAUGAGGUGGAUUCAUUAGGGGUGGGUAGGGCAGUGCCUGUGGAAGGCACAGCCCGAUCGGCUCUCCGAUGGAGCCGCCUUCCCUUCCCAAGGAGCCUUCUCUCCAUGUUUUUUUUGUACAGUUUGUCUGCUUUGAGAGUUGGAUUGGUUUAUUAGGGCUUGGUUUCUUUUUUAAAAUUCAUAUUGCACCAAACUGGCUGAGUUGUAACACUUGGGUGUUGGCAAUCAGAAAGAUCCUUUCCUUGAGGGACAGGGUUGAGGAUGCUGCUAUUAUUCUAGAGUUGGUCCUUACUGUAUCUCUAGGAGUAGCCAGAGUGGGCUCCAUUGAGAACGGGGACCAGAGGAAAAGGUAGUGUUGGAAUGCGCCAAAUGGGACACGGGGAGGGGUGACCAGUACUGACAUUGCUACUGUCUAAUGGAAAACUGAGGGCAAGGGUCUGGCCUGGCAGUAAUAGACAGCAUCUUGCUAAGGACGUGAAGAAAGGGUAUUCUUCCUCCUAAUUAAAUGAUGAGCCUAGGCCCCCAAGUAAUAGGAGUGCAUUUCAUUAGCACCCCAAGGUUCAGAGCAUUCAGCGUCCCAGUUUUCAGAGCUGAGCUGUGAUUACAGAGCGAGGAAUC